UUAUGUCGGAGGCUGAUGACGUGUCAGGCACCGUCGCUACUUGACAGCUACUUUACUACAAAAGUUCUCCCAAAAAUGACUUUAUUAGCAACAUAACCAACAUUUAUCCGAUAAACCUGAUUGUUUCUGUCAUGUCAGUGAUCUACUGACACCGCCGUCGUCGUGGUUCACCCGCAGAGGCACGUCAAAGCGGCCUGAGAGCAGGUUUUUGCAGACAUGUCGUUCCUGGUGGACUCGGUGAUCAUGUUCACCUCGCAGGUGCUGUUCUUUGGUUUUGGCUGGUUGUUCUUUAUGCGGAAGUUGUUCAAAGAUUAUGAGGUACGACAGUAUGUUGUCCAGGUGGUUUUCUCUGUCACCUUUGCUUUUUCAUGUACCAUGUUUGAGCUCAUUAUCUUUGAGAUUCUCGGUGCCUUAAGCAGCAGUUCCAGGUAUUUUCACUGGAAGCUGAAUCUCUAUGUGAUUCUACUGGUUCUAAUCUUUGUGGUGCCUUUCUACAUUGGCUAUUUUGUCGUCAGCAACAUACGGCUGUUGCAGAGACAAAGGCUUCUGUUUGCCUGUAUGGUGUGGUUCACCUUCAUGUAUUUCUUCUGGAAGCUGGGAGAUCCUUUUCCCAUCUUGAGUCCAAAACAUGGGAUCCUGUCCAUCGAGCAGCUCAUCAGUCGAGUCGGGGUGAUCGGCGUCACUCUCAUGGCUCUGCUGUCGGGGUUUGGUGCCGUCAACUGUCCCUACACGUACAUGUCCUACUUCCUCAGAAAUGUAACUGACAGUGACAUCCUCGCUUUGGAGAGGCGGCUUCUCCAAACUAUGGACAUGAUUGUCAGUAAAAAGAAACGAAUUGCCAUGACACGGAGGCAGAUGUACCAACGUGGGGAAGACCAGAACAAACAGACUGGAUUCUGGGGGAUGAUCAAGAGUGUCACGUCCACACAAACAGGCAGCGAAAACCUUUCUCUGAUCCAGCAGGAGGUUGAUGCUCUGGAGGAACUGAGUCGGCAACUCUUCCUAGAAACUGUCGACCUACAAGCCACUAAGGAGCGGAUCGAGUACUCAAAAACAUUCCAGGGAAAAUACUUCAACUUCCUUGGUUACUUCUUUUCCAUUUAUUGUGUUUGGAAAAUAUUCAUGGCCACCAUAAAUAUAGUUUUUGAUCGGGUUGGAAAGACGGAUCCAGUGACGAGGGGCAUUGAAAUAACUGUCAACUACUUGGGCAUUCAGUUUGAUGUCAAGUUUUGGUCCCAACACAUCUCUUUCAUAUUAGUGGGCAUAAUAAUCGUCACGUCCAUUCGAGGCUUGCUCAUCACUCUGACCAAGUUCUUCUACGCGAUAUCAAGCAGCAAGUCUUCCAACGUCAUCGUGCUCGUCCUGGCUCAGAUCAUGGGGAUGUACUUUGUGUCGUCCGUGCUGCUGAUGCGUAUGAGCAUGCCGCUGGAGUACCGCUCCAUCGUCACCGAGGUCCUGGGAGAGCUGCAGUUCAACUUCUACCACCGCUGGUUCGACGUCAUCUUCCUGGUCAGCGCCCUGUCCAGCAUCCUCUUUCUGUAUCUUGCCCACAAGCAGGCGCCAGAGAAACACAUGGCCCUUUGAGUUCCUCUCGCUGGGUUUGGACUCCACUGCGGUUUCUUUUCAACGUGCUCCUGUCGGUCGUGGUUUUCUGGACUGCCUGUUCCUGAAUCAGGAACGGUAGAUUUCGGGGGGAAAUGUAGGAGCACUUAAUGCAGCAGCUUUGAAUGUGGAUGAUCUUCAAAUUAAAGUAUUUACAGAAAAACUGAUGUUAGCGAACACAAAGUUUUUCUUCAUGUUUUUUUUUAAUUCUUUUUGCAGAUGUUAGAGUUUAGAUCCUUUUAGUUCGACACACUGGAGCUUAAAUGUCCACCGGUUCCACCGACGCACAGUUUUAAUGCUUGUUUUCCACACAAUGCAAUUCACAGUGUAGUGUGCUGAUUAAUGGAGAAUGGAUGAAAGACACCACAAAAGACCAGAUUAUUCCAGACAUCACUUUUUGAUUUAUUGUUCUUAAAUAUUGUUGAGCAUUUCUUUUAAUCAUUUUCAAAAUGGGAACAUUAAAUAAAGGCAGCAGCAUGUACAUAGAGGUAAAAUACAUGAAAGCCACAGUGUUAAGCUGAAAUAUUAACAGUGUUUUUUUUAUUCUUGGUAACAUUGGUAAUCUCAGGUAUGGGAAAAGAUAAAUGUCCUUACUGCAAAUGUUCCUGAACUCUCUUGAAAUGAAGCCCUUUUUGUCCCAAAUGCAGCUGCUAUAAAUACAGAUGUUGACCACACAUUUAUAAAUUCUGUACAUUGGUUUCAUUGUUUACUUAACCUGUGCUUUUCAUG
Molecule: messenger RNA, 2331 nt
Organism: Salarias fasciatus (jewelled blenny)
Lineage: Eukaryota; Metazoa; Chordata; Actinopteri; Blenniiformes; Blenniidae
Gene: gphra
Product: Golgi pH regulator
Exons: 14
Coding region: 217-1584 (455 amino acids)
Biological process (GO): intracellular pH reduction
Cellular component (GO): Golgi cisterna membrane
Molecular function (GO): voltage-gated monoatomic anion channel activity
Source: RefSeq, a predicted model, not a curated record